AUGUCUGGAAAGCAGUGGUGCACUGUUUGCUGGGUUCCUGACAAACGAGAUCGAGAUCCUCCUUCCUCAAAGCGCAGUUCAUUGGACUUUGAGUCUAAGGCUGCUUUUGCAGCGCGCUUAAUAUCACAAAAAUGCUUCACUUCAGAGACUGAAGCUGCAAAAAGAAGAGUCCCAGGAGUAGCGUCUACCGGCGGACGCGAACCUCGGAAGCACAACUCAUACUCGAAGCAGAUGACCGGACCUAUCUAUACUUUUCCACUGAAAAGGUUGCAGUGCUAUCAGCAACUUGCACCUAGGACCUUGGAGCAGAAGUAG
Messenger RNA from Aspergillus fumigatus Af293, 315 nucleotides. RefSeq lists its product as uncharacterized. Bases 1 to 315 code for a protein of 104 amino acids. Lineage: Eukaryota; Fungi; Ascomycota; Eurotiomycetes; Eurotiales; Aspergillaceae. The record is from RefSeq and is a predicted model, not a curated record. The transcript has 3 exons.